UUCAGUGCGGUAUUAGUGUUAAAAUACAAACAUGGCCGAGGAAAGCAAUGUUGUUGUCCCAAGGACGGCGACUGAAUUGCAGAAGAUUAAACUUGAGAAACUGAUGAAACACCCUGAAAAAGAAAUAAUUAUUCCAGAUUCUUCAAAGGAAUGGGUACCAAAAUUACCUCCAGAAUUUAUAAGAAACGUUUGGGGUUCAAGUGCAGGUGCAGGCAGUGGUGAUUUCCAUGUAUAUCGUGGGGUACGUCGACGUGAGUAUGCUCGUCAGAAGUUCAUAGGUGAAAAAGCUGAAAAAGAUAGCCUGGAUGACAUUUAUCACAAGAAGGUCCUGGAGAAUCAGAAAGCUGCUGAAGAACGUACUAGUAAGAAAAGAGCUAAAAGACAAAAGAAGAAAAUGAAGAGGCUGGCUAAAAAGAAAAAGAUGCAGGAAAAUAAAUCCAAACAAGUUGGUUCUAAUAAGGAUAUUUCUGAAAAUAAAGAUACUUCUGAUGAAAAUGACAGCGAUCCUGACAGUAGCUCUGAAGAAGAUUAGCACAAUUAAGAAUUCUCUAAUUAGCCUGGAAAUUAUAUUUUUUGUCUGGGAAGGAUCACAGGAUAGUUUAAUGGACUUCUUGCAUUUCUGUGAUUGUUAUGCUAGAAACUAUGGCUUUAAGUCCAACAUAAAAUUUAUGUCUAGUUUUUCAAAAACUAGCGUUGAAUUUUUGGACACAAAAGUCAAGUUUUCUGGAGGCAGAAUAGUGACAGUUAUUUUGCAAGCCAACGUCAUCCCACAUUUAUCUCCACCGCCGCUCCGAUCAUCCACAUCAUCUUAUUCGGUCAAAUCCGAAAUCCCAAUUUUUGAGGAUAAAACGGAUUUGUACUGACAUAGGGGAUUACUGGAAACAUACAAAUGCUUUUGUAUGUCAUUAUGUCAAAUGAGGUUACAGUGAAUCAUGUUUAAAGGAAACAGAAAAUGAAAUAGCUAAGAUUGGCAAAGAUAGUCAAACCUAUACGCAUAAUUUUAGCAAACAAAAUACACUAGAUGACAGAAUUCCUUUAGUGAUUAGCUGGCACCGAUGUUUUGCUGGCAUUUCAAAAGUAUUGCCUGAAAGUUACCAACAUGUGGUGAAAAAAUAUCCCAGUUUCAAACAGAUAUUUCCUCAACCGCCCAUUGUAGCCUUUUGACGGAAUAAGAACAUAAAAGAAUUAUUGACCCCUGUUUCUGUCUCCAAGAAAACGAACAUUUGGAGUAUCUGCAUGCUGUACCUUAAAGAACAGCCGCAAGAGAGGUAAGCCCUGUUCAUUGUGCAACAACAUGAGUGAAGUGAAUUCCAUCAGAAAUCAUAACAGAAAUGUUAUGAUUUAUACAGAAGGGGGAACAUGUAAAGAUUCCCAUUUAGUGUAUGCUGCAGAAUGCACGAAAUACAACUUAAUUUAUGUUAGUUGUACAACAGAAAAAUUAAACAAAAGAUCUAAUGGGCACACAUUCGAUGUUAGGCACAAGAACAGUAGUUCAACAGAACUUGCUAAACAGUUCGUUUCAAGCGGCUGCAAUUUUGAAGAAGACUUGAAAGUGCAUAUUCUCAAAAAAUAUUCUGAAUCUACCCCACUUUCACUUCUCAGAAUGUAUGAGGAGAAAUAUGUUUGCAGGUUAUUAACAUCAUGCCCUGGAGGAAUGAAUAAGAUGACAGGAGAAUAUCAUCAAAUUUUUAUAAAACUGUUUGAUUGAAUAUUCUUCUUUCUUUCUUUUUCUUUCCUUUUUUCUGUCGUCUUCCUUUUUCUAUUUUUUUCUUUCUUUCUGCCUGUUAUAAAACUUAAAAACUGAUGAUGUCAUUCCAUCAACGUGUGGACGCUGGUUGCUCUCGUUCAUACUUUACGUUUAUAUUUCUGAAAUUUUUAAUUUUUAAUCACCUCUUGUUUUGAACUUGGCAAAGACAGACAUACUGUUGAAAUAUUGUUCAACGAAUAAAAUAUCUAUACAAUUGAA
Octopus bimaculoides (California two-spot octopus) is the source of this 1966-nucleotide messenger RNA. RefSeq names its product PRKR-interacting protein 1 homolog. The record is from RefSeq and is a predicted model, not a curated record. NCBI's taxonomy places the organism in Eukaryota, Metazoa, Mollusca, Cephalopoda, Octopoda, Octopodidae. Gene Ontology annotation, molecular function: protein kinase inhibitor activity; double-stranded RNA binding; protein kinase binding. Gene Ontology annotation, cellular component: nucleolus. Gene Ontology annotation, biological process: negative regulation of protein kinase activity.